This is a messenger RNA of Contarinia nasturtii (swede midge), 1309 nucleotides long. Its product is annotated as mitochondrial import receptor subunit TOM40 homolog 1-like. Gene Ontology annotation, molecular function: transmembrane protein transporter activity. Bases 187 to 1176 code for a protein of 329 amino acids. Gene Ontology annotation, cellular component: mitochondrial outer membrane translocase complex; mitochondrial outer membrane. Gene Ontology annotation, biological process: protein import into mitochondrial matrix. Lineage: Eukaryota; Metazoa; Arthropoda; Insecta; Diptera; Cecidomyiidae. The transcript is spliced from 2 exons. The record is from RefSeq and is a predicted model, not a curated record.
AUGCUUAAAAGAAAAUCAUACACACUAACGUUAAUCAGUGUUGGAUGUGUGGUUAUGUCAAAUUUUUCGGAACAUUUCGAUUUUGUCAUAGUGUAAAAGUGGUGUCUUCUUUCAAAAUCACGUACAAAAGUCGUACGAUUUUUUUUAUCAGGAGGACAUUUGAAUAAAAAAAUAAAAAAAUAAAUAAUGGGUAACGUGUUGGCUGCAUCACAAUCUCAACCAUCAUUACCACCAUCACCAGCCGUGACAAAAGAAACAUUGGAAAAUGCAUCGACCGCACAAACAGACAACUUUUUCAAUGUUGAUGAUCGUGAAAAUCCGGGCACCAUUGAGGAUUUACACAAAAAGUGUAAAGAUGUGAUGCCAACGAAUUUUGAGGGCGCCAAACUAAUGAUUCAAAAAGGUUUGAGUAGCCAUUUUCAAGUGUCACACACAAUUAAUUUGUCAUCGACAACACCAAGUGGUUAUAAAUUUGGUGCCACAUAUGUUGGAACGAAACAAUUAUCACCAACUGAAGCAUUUCCUGUGGUAUUGGGUGAUAUCGAUCCAUCGGGCAAUGUGAAUGCUAAUAUUAUACAUCAAUUUACACCAAACAUACGUUGUAAAUUCGGUUCACAAAUACAAGAUAAUAAAAUUUCGGCCGCUCAAUUGACCACCGAUUACAAAGGCAGCGAUUUCACUGCAUCACUCACACUCGCCAACACAGAUUUGAUCAAUGAAGCUGGUGUUGCUGUCGCUCACUACUUGCAAUCGGUAACAAAAAAUUUGGCACUUGGAGGUGAAUUAGCUUAUCAAUAUGGACGAGCUGUUCCAGGAGGCGAAAUUGCUGUUAUAUCGGCUGCGGCUCGUUACCAAAACGGUUUGUCAACAUGGUCCGGAACGGCUGGCCUGGCCGGUGUUCAUGUUUGCUAUUAUCGCAAAGCCAGUGAACAAUUACAAUUUGGUGUUGAGGUUGAAACAAAUUUUCGUGUACAAGAGGCUGUCGGAACGUUUGGCUAUCAAAUUGAUUUACCAAAAGCCGAUUUAGUGUUCCGCGGAAUGUUAGAUACAAAUUGGAAUGUGGGCGCCGUGCUUGAAAAACGCUUGCUACCGUUACCAUUUACACUCGCCAUAAGUGGUCAUUUGAAUCACGUUAAAAAUCAACAUCGGCUGGGCAUUGGCAUGAUCAUUGGUUAGACAUUUUAAAAGCAAGCGCAAAGAAAUAAGAUUGAAUACCAAUCUUUUAGAGGAGAUGAUUUAAAAAUAUUUCAGUCAUAUCCAGUUUUUUGUUGUUGGAAUAAUGCAUUUCCCUAAGAUAAAUAAAAAAAAA